Messenger RNA from Melanotaenia boesemani (Boeseman's rainbowfish), 2949 nucleotides. RefSeq names its product scavenger receptor cysteine-rich type 1 protein M130-like. The record is from RefSeq and is a predicted model, not a curated record. The transcript has 12 exons. The coding region runs from base 65 to 2701 and encodes 878 amino acids. Lineage: Eukaryota; Metazoa; Chordata; Actinopteri; Atheriniformes; Melanotaeniidae. Gene Ontology annotation, cellular component: membrane.
ACCGACUCCUGGUCUGAUAAAGAGAUGAUCGCAUGAGGAAGAGAGUUCAUACGACACUGAGAGGAUGGAUUGCACUGCACUGAUGGUGUUUCUGUCUCUCUGGAGCUCAGGACUCGGAGCUGAACACACAGCAGGAAUACCUGGUGAAGUCAGGCUGGUUGAAGGUGCUGGCCGCUGUUCUGGCACACUGGAGGUGAAGGAGCGGGGAAACUGGGCUGCAGUGGAAAUGAAUGAUUUGAUCUGGAACCUGAUGUCAGCAGCUGCAGUGUGCAGACAACUCAACUGCGGAUCUGUGGUGUCAUUGAGAAGAACUCCAGUUUCCCCUGAUAUACUCUACUCUAUGGGUGAUGUUUUAGAUGCUUUUGCUCCUCAUGCUCGGUAUUUAAACCCAUCUUCUUUUAAAGUACAGCUCAAGUGUUCAGACUCUGUCAGGCUGGUGAAUGGAACCAGUGUGUGUUCAGGGAGACUGGAAGUGAAUCCCAACCAGUCCUGGUCCCCAGUGAGUGAAGAUGGUUUUGACCAGCAGGAUGCAGAGGUGGUCUGUAGGGAGCUUGGGUGUGGGGCUCCUUCAGACCUCCAGAGGGCAGUCUUUGGAGAAACAGAUGCUCCAACAUGGAGCAAAGAAUUUCAGUGUGAAGGCCACGAAUCUGCUCUCCUAGACUGUAACAGCACUGCUAGAAAAACAUAUUCUAGUCAAGCUGUUGCACUCACCUGCUCAGAACCUGAAGACAUCAGGCUGGUUGGAGGAGGCAGCCGAUGUGUUGGCACAGUGGAAAUGAAACAAGCGGGGGAAUGGAAACCUGCAUAUUCAGAUUAUUGGACCCUGGGGUUUGCAGGUGAAGUAUGUAAACAGCUGGACUGUGGCACUGUGAUUUCAACCAGAAGAAGGACAACCUCAUUAAGAUAUAUCUGGGAACAGAAUGGGAACUGUGAUGAAACUAAUCUGAUGAAGUGCUUUGACAAGAUAACAUAUUCCUCCGAUUCAACAGAGGUAACCUGCUCAGAGUCUGUCAGGCUGGUUAAUGGGAUGAACCUGUGUUCAGGUAGACUGGAGGUGAAGUCCAACCAGUCCUGGUCCUCAGUGUGUGAGAAUGACUUUGACAUGCGGGAUGCAGAGGUAGUCUGCAGGGAGCUUGGCUGUGGAUCUCCUUCAGUCCUCCAGGGGGCGCUCUUUGGAGAAACCGAUGCUCCAACAUGGAGCAAAAAGCUCCAGUGUGAAGGCCAUGAAUCUGCUCACUGGGACUGUGAAAGCUCAUGGCUGACAAGGAAAACCUGCCCCCCAGGCAAAGCUGUGGGCCUUACCUGCUCAGACCCUGAUGAUGUCCGGUUGGUGGGAGGAGCUAGUCGUUGUGCUGGUAGAAUACAGGUGAAACAUGAUGGAAACUGGGAAAAUGUGAUGAAUAUUGGCUACGAAUGGAAUAUAAAAGCAACAGAUGCAAUAUGUCGAUGGCUGGACUGUGGUUCCUCCAUUUCAAUGAGAACCAGAUAUGAAGCCACGCGACCUUCCAGGGGGAUCAGGUCCUCAUGCAUUGAGAUGAAAUCUGCAAUGAAGGACUGUGUGACAAUAAAGGAAAGUCUCAGCUAUUCCAGCAUGGAAAUAACAUGCUCAGACUCCAUCAGGCUAGUGAAUGGGAUUAAGCCAUGUUCAGGCAGACUGGAGGUGAAGUCUGACCAGUCCUGGUCCUUGAUGUGUGAACAUGACUUUGACCAGUCAGAUGCAGAGGUGGUCUGCAGGGAGGUUGGUUGUGGGCCUCCUUCAGUCCUCCAGGGAGUGCUUUAUAAAGAAGCAAAGGCUCCAGUUUGGAGCAAAGAGUUCCACUGUGAAGGCAACGAAUCUGCUCUUUUGAACUGUGACAGCACCAGCACAGCUAGAAGCACCUGCUUACCUGGAAAAGUUGCUGAACUCACCUGCUCAGACAACAUCAGGCUGGUGGGAGAGGCCAGCCGCUGCGCUGGGAUACUGGACAUGUUUAACCAGGGAGAGUGGAGACCAGUGGUUGACUGUGACUUUAACUGGAACCAGACCUCGGCUGCUGCCGUGUGUUUGCAGCUUGGCUGUGGUAUUGUUGUGUCAACCAGAAUGACAGAUGGCCCGUUUGUGAGACCAGUGUGGUGUAUAAAGUCUUCCUGUAUGGAGUUGUCAUCGACACUGUUGGAGUGUACAACUACAGCUGAUGAUACUGAGAAUGAAUACAGCCUUGAGAUAAUAUGCUCAGAUUUAUUGGCUCAGCCACAUGUUUCCCUCUAUUCCUAUACCAACGGGGUUUCUGAAGGCAAGACACAGGGGUCUCAGGUGCUCAUAGGCUCUAAUUUUGGCAUCUUGUGCUCCAUCAAGCCUCAGUACCAAGGCGGUUCCUUCCAGCUCAUCUUCAGCACAUCCGGUACUACAAAGAACUACACCAUGCCAGCUGUCAAUCACACCGCCCUGUUCCUGUUCUCCACUGCAGACCACACCCACCAAGGGACCUACAGCUGUGUUUACCACGUCUAUGCUUUCACGUUUAACUUCUCCUCUGAGAGCCAGCCGCUGCGUCUCUCCGUCUUGGCCUCUCUGACUGAUCUGAUCAUCAGACUUGUCAUCCUGCUGGGUAUGAUAGUAUCAGUACUUGUCAUCUGCUUGUAUUUUCAGGUCAGUGGAAACCAGAAGAAGAAACGGCAUGUUGAUGGUUUCACUGCUGAAGCCGGGUUAAGAAGGACAUAGUCAGCUAAAGGACAGAGCAGAGAAAGUUCUUCAUUUCCCAUUCAGCUGUUGGACUGUUAAACUGGUUUAUAUUGGUUUUCUGUUCAGGGUUUUUUUUGUGCAGAUUUAACAUAAUAUGAGGCCAGCAAAGGUGGCACCGUCGCUAAGAUGUAAAGAUAUAAAUAGGUUUGCUGUGCUACAUUAGCCUCCUGCUAGCACUUCUCAAGCUAGCUAACCGUUUUGUCUGCAGUAUAGAAAUGUCUUUGCUG